CACAUCGACCGUCGCUCUGUAGAAAGGGAUGCUCCGGCUUUGUUCGUUCUUCGUGUCCCCCGGAACGAGUGUUUCCAUCAAAUGAACAUGAUGAGUGAUGAGCCAGACAGCCUCACGUCCUCCUCCACUAACAUUUCAAAUUCCGUGCGCAAUUUUGUGAGCGAGAUGUUAACAAAGCGAGAAAACAGUGGCGACGUGAACUACUUCAACAACAACACAGGAAUGUCUAGAUUAAUCGGAACUAACUAUGACGAUAACAUCAUCGCCACUGAUUAUGAUGGUGUUGAUAAUUCAACGGACGGUGUUCACUUGCUAAUGCCUACCUGGGCUUACUGGUCUGUGGCCGCGUAUCUGCUUUUCAUCAGCGUUCUUGGCUUAAUCAUGAACACUAUCGUCGUUGUCGUCAUUCUCAGCGAUUCGAGGAAGAUGACGCCAUUGAACUGGAUGUUGCUGAAUUUGGCUUGCUCCGACGGUGCCAUUGCUGGAUUCGGAACGCCCGUUUCAACGGCUGCUGCUUUGCAAUUUGGAUGGCCUUUCAGCCACGAACUGUGCGUUGCUUACGCCAUGAUUAUGUCUACUGCAGGAAUCGGAUCCAUCACCACACUAACGGCGUUGGCUGUCUGGCGAUGUCAACUCGUCGUUUGCUGUCCAGCUAAACGCAAAAGCACGUUUACUAAUCACAAUGGUCGACUCGAAUGUCGCUAUGGCGCCUUGUUGCUCACUCUCAUCUGGAUUUACGCUGUGGCUGUUACGUGUCCGCCACUUCUAGGUUGGGGUCGUUACGAUCGCGAAGCUGCUCACAUCAGCUGUUCGGUCAACUGGGAGUCCAAUAGGCAUUACAACCGCUCCUACAUCUUGUACAUGUUUGUUAUGGGGUUGGUCAUCCCGCUUUCCCUCAUCAUGAUGUCCUAUGUCAAGAUCCUGCGCGUUGUCCGAAAGAGACGAAGGCGAGCCGAAAUCAAAGAGGAAACGCCAAAGACGAUCCCACCAUCUGAUGUAUCUGGUCAUGUUACGCAAAAUUAUGGCCAUCAAAUAUCUGAGCAUCCACUACCGAUCACCAACAAAAAGAGGCAGCAACAUCUUAACAACAAUCAACAGCCUCUUCACCGUCGAGGAGAUGCAGCUGAGAAGAGAGUGACGGUGAUGGUGGCCUGCAUGAUCGGCGCUUUCAUGGCCGCUUGGACGCCUUAUUCCAUUCUGGCGCUUUACGAGACAUUCUUUAGCAUUGACGGCGGUGAUAAUUACAGCGGAAAGAAAGCCAGUGUUUCCGACCCAACACAGGAUAACGAUCCAUUUUAUGUGGGAAUCGUUUCACCUGCUUUCGCUACAAUUCCUUCGCUUUUUGCCAAAACAUCAGCUGUUCUCAAUCCGCUUAUCUACGGGCUUCUCAACACUCAGUUUCGCUUGGCUUGGGAAAGGUUUUCGAUGCGGUACUUUAGUCGAUGCCGUCAUCGGCGCCAUCCCACCGGGGCCGUAGCGGCCAACCGACAAACGCAAAUCAAAAAGCGUGAUAUACGGCGAUUCCGAUUUAGCUGCAAUAGCAAUUCACGUGGUAUUAAAAUGGGAACCACUGUUCACCUGCCUAUGCGAGAAAUCAUAUUUCCAAAGGAAGACAGACAGGGUCAAACUAGCAGCAAAAUCACAACGAUUCCACCCUUUGCCGACACCAAAGCUACCCACUCAAUUCCAGUGCAUAUUGGCCAUAAUAAUGAAGAAGAAGAACAGCGACAAUUGAGAGGCAAUCAACAAGAAACAACUAUGGAAAAUCAAUAUUAUAAACCCCUUCAUCUACCGUCAGCACUUUCAUCAUCUUUGCCGUCACUGUCGGCUUGCACUUCAUCACACCUUGUCUGUCCAGAGGUGAAUGUAACGUGUCAGUCAAUCAAGAAGAGAUCAAUCAGACUUCACCAUCAUAGGGGCCAGCUUGGUUCUUCGAUAUCCGUUCGCUUGCUCUCCCUCACAGCUCACUGCCGUUGCAGCAUUGAAAAAUCGAUGUUCUUGAACCCCUAUGCCGACACCCACGCUAGCCUGACAGCACGUACCACAAUCACUAAGAGUGAUCCGGAAGUAAACCAAACCUAAUCAACGAACUGGCAAAACAUUGUCACCACAUGAUGAUGUCGGAGAAUUGGUGCCGAUAGAACAGCAGCUAUCGAUCAAAACCCGCACUAGGUUCAAUGUAGGAAUAGCUGGCUGAACAGACACAUUUGACAUCAAUUGAACAGUCCUGUGCGAUGACGUCAACUGUUGCUGAAUUAAGCCGAAGAUUUGCGUCAUAGAGGGCCAUGAUGAGUUGUCAAACAAGUUGUAAGAUUACGUUAAAUAUUGUAAGCUUUCUGGGCUUAUAAAUAAGCCGUGCCAAGUCUGAACGAUGCUUCCCUUCGAUCAUCGAAUCGAACUAUUUGGGUGUUGUGGAUGUCGUGAAGUUCGCUGUUGGGACCGCAUCCUUAUCGAUUUGAAUGGAAGAGUUCAAUAAACGGCAGCCUAUAUCGACCAGACCAAUUAGCUAAAAUAAUAAGCUAUAUUGCAUGGUAUACUGGUCUGAUUUACAUUCUGAUCAUAUUAUAAUCGAUAACCAGAAUCGAGGAGAAAGAAUUGGAUUUCCAGUUUGAGAUGAUACUCGUAUAGAUGCCACAUGUUAGACCGUAGAGGACGGAUGACUUGAUUAGAUAAACAGUAGAUACAUUGUUUGAAUUUUUUGCUAUACAAUAGGAUCAAUAUAUAUUAGCGAAAUCGAGAACGCAUGACACGUUUAUAAGGUUGUGUAGCUAUUGGUUAGCUACGUUCGAUAUCGAUUCCAUCUCAAUGACAUUCAAAUCCGUUCCAUUAAAAAAUCGACAACCUAUCCAUCUCUGUUGAUUGAUGUCUGGAAGAUCACUGAAAAAAGAAGCGGUUGUCCCAGAACAAAGAGGGGGACGCUUUUUAUUAAUUUCCAAAAAAAAAUUACGUUUCUCAUCGUUCGCCCGUCUGCUUUAUUAGUUUUCCACAAACCUUUGUAUCUUCGAUUUCCAUUUCUUUAAUUCUGCUGACGCGUUCCUUUUCAUUCCCUAUUCCUUCUCUCCUUUAUAGCUUCACGAGAGCUUUUUUCCACGUUUUUCGGCUUUCCGUCCACAUUCCGUUCCGAUAGUUUUUCCUCUUCUAUUUGCUAUGGAACGAAAAUAAAUUCGUCGUUCCUAUUCCGGUUUAUUC
Messenger RNA from Daphnia carinata, 3189 nucleotides. RefSeq lists its product as uncharacterized. Bases 82 to 2082 code for a protein of 666 amino acids. Gene Ontology annotation, molecular function: G protein-coupled receptor activity. The record is from RefSeq and is a predicted model, not a curated record. NCBI's taxonomy places the organism in Eukaryota, Metazoa, Arthropoda, Branchiopoda, Diplostraca, Daphniidae. Gene Ontology annotation, biological process: G protein-coupled receptor signaling pathway. The transcript is spliced from 7 exons. Gene Ontology annotation, cellular component: photoreceptor outer segment; membrane.